CGUUUUCGAGCGGAGAGCAUCCAUCAUGGACACGAAGGAGGCGAUUACGACGAUGGAAGGCGCGAUCAAGUACGCCGUCAAAACUAUGGACGAUUUCUUCGACCCCAACAUUGAUAAGGAUCGCCGCAUUCCUGUCGACCUCAUGCAAGAUGCCAAGGGCCUUGCAUUUCUCACAGUCAUUAAGGCCGGGUUCAUUUGGACCGGAAAGGUUGGCACGGGGCUUGUCAUUGCCCGGCUUCCAGACGGACGCUGGUCGGCGCCGUCGGCGAUUGGUACGGUUGGUAUGGGCGUGGGAUUCGAAGCGGGGGGUCAAAUCAUCAACUUUAUGAUCAUCCUGAACUCGGACGCGGCAGUCAAAUCAUUUCGUUCGAAGGGGCAACUUUCUGCUGGUGCCAACUUGGAAUUCGCCGCGGGGCCGUACGGCCGUGCAGCUGGCGCCAACGCAAACCUCAGUACGGCUGGUGUUGCGCCCAACUACACGUACAGCCACAGCAAGGGUUUGUUUGGAGGCGUGGGACUGCAAGGGUCUGCGAUUGCUGCGCGCGCCGACAUCAACAAGUCAUUUUAUGGUCGCGAAAUCACCCCCACCGAAAUCUUGACCGGGGCCGUGGAGCAACCGACCGCGGCUGCGCCGCUGUACGAAGUGAUCGAGCGCAUUUUGGCGUUGCCGUCCCAAGGCAAUCCCCUGAAGAACCUUCCGUCCAUUCCAACGAUGUCGAUUCCUGCGAUGCCUGCUAUGCUUCGACGAGGGGUCAGCGCGGACGCUUUGCCGCCACCGGCCCAAGGCGCCGACAUUCAAGCUGUGUACCACCGAGUCAUCACCACGAUUGAAACCCUUGCCGGUGAGCAAUUUGCAGAUGACUUCAAGAUCAAGUGCAAAGAAUUUGGCCAAAACAAGAUGACCAGCGAAGCCUUUACGACGUAUAUGUCGCAAGCUUUCAAUGCGCAUCAACGAGUCACGCUGUAUCCGGACGUGGUGAAGCUCCUCCAAGACAAGCCGAAGCGCCAAGCUCUAUGGGACGACUAUUUACUCGCCAAGGAACAAGCGACUGCCACGGCACCGCCGCCGUCGACGGCGGAGAACCCGUCGUUAUUUUAGGAGCACUCCCUUUGACUCGAUUGUGUGUCACCUGCAAUGCAAUCGUCGCUAGUUCAUGAUGCGCGUUGGGCGAAGGCAUUCGUGGCAAGGCACGCCAUGGCGCCGCUGGUGGCGAUGGAAGGUUUUGUGUGCCAGCAACGGGCGAUGCUUCGUGAAGGCAAACAAUAAAUUGGACAAACAACAUCGACGGCUACGCGGGAGCGAUGAUCAGGUAUAACGAGAGGCCGCCAUGUACAGUGCCCACGAUCGCGAGAGGCCGUCGUCCAAAGCGACCGUUUGCAACUUGCUCAUGGCGACGUCGGGGUGGACCGCCGCGUAGUUGAGGUACAACAGGGACAAGGCAGCGUCGUGCUCGCGG
This is a messenger RNA of Aphanomyces invadans, 1457 nucleotides long. RefSeq lists its product as hypothetical. The record is from RefSeq and is a predicted model, not a curated record. The transcript is spliced from 3 exons. Lineage: Eukaryota; Oomycota; Saprolegniomycetes; Saprolegniales; Verrucalvaceae. Gene Ontology annotation, molecular function: phosphatidylinositol binding. Bases 26 to 1099 code for a protein of 357 amino acids.